Molecule: messenger RNA, 968 nt
Organism: Ricinus communis (castor bean)
Lineage: Eukaryota; Viridiplantae; Streptophyta; Magnoliopsida; Malpighiales; Euphorbiaceae
Exons: 4
Coding region: 83-700 (205 amino acids)
Source: RefSeq, a predicted model, not a curated record
GAAAAAACCAAAGAAAAUGCAGAUUGCUCGAGUACAAUUACAAGAAUAAAACAGAAACAAGAAGAAAAAGAGAGACAGAGAAAUGGAAUCGUGGAACUCACAGCAGGUUCUCGAUCUCCUUAUAAUCUUCGUAGCUAUGGCUCUGCUAUCUGCAUCUUCUUCUAUUUGCGCUUCGGAUCAGAUGACAAAUGGAGGCGUAGGGCGUAGAGUGUUGCUCGGUUUCAAAGAAAAACCAAGAGGAAGUAACCUUACUUUUGAUUGUUCUCCUUCCGGCGCUUGCGUUCCUUGCCUUUACUCUGAGAAGAGUGAUGAAAAAUAUCGUUGCAGUGAGACUGGCUAUCGCAUCCCUUUAAAAUGUGUUGAAAUUAAAGAUAAUGCAAAGGAUGGAAAUGAGAAGAAAUCUCAUAAUAGUCGAUCUGCUGUAGAGAUCUCUCAGGAAAUUGCAAAACCACAAGUAACAUUGCAUGACACUGUUUCAAAUAAGGAUAGAAGUUUACUGGAUGAUGGAUCACAGGCAUACAUUACGUAUAGAAGCUGUAUACCUCCGGUUAGUGAAGAGAAGGUAUCAGUAUUUGGCUUUGAGGGGAUUGUCUUCUGUUUGUUCCUCAUAAGUGGUUCAGUUGUAUACUUCCGAAGAAAGCAGACUGCUACCAUGUCAGGAGUUGGAGGAGGAAGGAUUCAAAUGAGCUCCAGAUUCUAACUCAGGCUUUCAAGUUUUGAGAGUUUCUUUAUCCCAGGCUGUUUAUUUAGUGAUACAGAUGUUUUGAUGCUAUAAUAGAUAGUUUAUUGUCCAUAUUUGCAGCUUGUAUGUCUUCUCUCUUCUACUAAUUUUCGUAGUCUAGGGGCUAGUUCUUCUUUCUGUGAUAUGAUUCUUUUCUGGAUUUCCUCUAUUAAACCAUUUAAAUAUGGACAACGCACCCUAUUGUUGUAUUUUAGUUGGCAAGCAAUGAUAAUUUCUGGUUUGCUCA